Daphnia pulex (common water flea) is the source of this 552-nucleotide messenger RNA. RefSeq names its product neuropeptide FF receptor 1-like. Bases 1 to 348 code for a protein of 115 amino acids. Gene Ontology annotation, molecular function: G protein-coupled receptor activity. The record is from RefSeq and is a predicted model, not a curated record. Gene Ontology annotation, biological process: G protein-coupled receptor signaling pathway. Gene Ontology annotation, cellular component: membrane. The transcript is spliced from 2 exons. Lineage: Eukaryota; Metazoa; Arthropoda; Branchiopoda; Diplostraca; Daphniidae.
AUGAGUUUGGUCAACUCAGUCGACACACAGCAAUCGUCCUCGAUGGAUUAUCCGUUGGAUUUUCUCAGUGAGAAUGGAACCGAUUGGCCGGAAUUGUCGACUCCGCCAACUUCCUGGUAUCGUUACAAUGUGUGGGUAAGUGGAGCUCUUUGCACAGCCUACGGCCUCGUCUUCUGCGCCGGCCUAAUAGGCAAUCUUCUGGUGGCUGUCGUCGUCCUUCGUGGAAGCCGAACAAUGCGGAGAUGUGUCACUAAUUUGUUCCUAGUCAAUUUGGCCUUUGCCGAUUUAUUGGUGGUCCUCGCCUGUUUGCCGUUCACUCUCGUCGCUCACCUGAUCUACCGUAAGUGAGAGAUACAAGAUACUUUUUCUUCCGUGGGGCUGUCUAACAAUGACAACACGCUAGCAAAACGGGAAGAAUCGAUCCGAACCCCUUUGGGCGUUCAAUUCCAACUAGAAACUUUACGGAGAGUGAACAUUCUGUCUGCUAAGAAAAAGUCCCAUCUCCCAUCAAAAAGAAACAGCUAGAGCGAAGGGGAAAAGAUGAGAAUAAAC